UACCUCCUCCGCAUCACAGGGACGACUGCAGAAGCGGGCAGGCCAACAGGCGUGCCAGAGCCUCCGUCUCCCUUGUGCUGGGCAGCAUCUACUGUUCGAGUUUUAUCAGAGAUGGACUCGUACCUGAUCCAGGUGAAGGGGAAGCCCUCCCUCCCCUCCCUCCGGGAUGUCCACCUCAGCCUCCAGGGGAAGAGCCCAUCCUCAGGCCCAGUGAAAGGCCGCAAACCCCACUGGGCAGUCAGGGCCUCCGAAAUGUCUAAAAGGACCUUCAACCCCAUCCGUGCCAUUGUGGACAGCAUGAAAGUGGCUCCCAAUCCCGAGAAACCCCUCAUCUCCCUCUCCAUAGGGGACCCGACGGUGUUUGGAAACCUCCCUACAGAUGAGGAGGUUGUGCAGGCGAUGAAGGAUGCCCUCGACACAGGAAACUACAAUGGCUACGCCCCUUCUGUGGGUUACCAGUCUUGCCGGGACGUGGUUGCCAAGUAUUACAGCUGCCCAGAAGCUCCUCUAGAAGCUCAGGAUGUCAUUCUGACCAGCGGCUGCAGCCAAGCCAUUGAACUGGCCCUUGCUGUGCUGGCCAACCCCGGGCAGAACAUCCUGGUGCCGCGCCCUGGCUUCUCCCUGUACAAAACCCUGGCUCUGUCCCUGGGCAUCGAGGUGAAGUUCUACAACCUCUUGCCAGAGAAGUCCUGGGAAGCCGACCUCAAGCAGAUGGAGUCAUUGGUGGAUGACAAGACGGCGUGCCUGAUUGUGAACAACCCCUCCAACCCUUGCGGCUCCAUCUUCAGCAAAAGCCACCUCCAGAAGAUUGUGGCAGUGGCCUCCAGGCAGUGCAUCCCCAUCUUGGCCGAUGAGAUCUAUGCAGAGAUGGUGUUUGAGGACUGCAAGUAUGAGGCCCUGGCCACAGUCAGCCCCCAGGUGCCUGUCCUCUCCUGCGGAGGCCUGGCCAAGCGGUGGCUGGUGCCAGGCUGGAGGAUGGGCUGGAUCCUCAUUCAUGAUCGCAGAGAUAUCUUUGGGAAAGAGAUCCGAGAUGGGCUGCUCAGGCUGAGCCAAAGGAUCCUGGGACCGUGCACUGUUGUGCAGGGAGCCCUCGGAGGCAUCCUCCGCCGGACAUCCUCUGAAUUCUACCACAACACCCUCAGCUUCCUCAAGUCCAAUGCUGACCUCUGUUAUACUGCGCUGUCUGCUGUGUGUGGCCUGAACCCCGUCCAGCCCUCGGGGGCCAUGUAUCUCAUGGUGGGGAUUCAGAUGGAGCAUUUCCCUGAGUUUGAGAAUGACGUGGAGUUCACCGAGCGCCUGAUUGCUGAACAAUCCGUCUUCUGCCUGCCUGCUGCGUGCUUUGAGUAUCCCAGUUUCUUCCGGGUGGUGCUCAGUGUUCCCGAGGACAUGAUGGCAGAGGCUUGCCAACGCAUCCGGCAGUUUUGUGAGCAGCAUUAUCAGGAUGGAGAGGGGUGCCAGGAGCCGGAAUGUGACAAGUAGGCACGGGCGCCUCCGCCCCUCCACCUGCAGUCGAGUCGUGCAACAGAGGGGGCAGCCGCCGCCCCACACUCAGCCUAGCUUAUCCAGCUGCAGCUUCAGAGGGCCUGUGGGGCCCCCCGUCCAGACCGAGCCCUGGACACAACACAGAGCUGGAGCAAAACCCUCAGAGACACUCCUUCCCCCCGGCGGGCCGCUUGGCAGGGCUCCAGGCAUGCCGGAGGGCAGUGGCAGGGGGCCUUCUUGGCAUUCUCUGCAGGGGUGUGACGGCUGCCUGAUCGGCCCUGGCCACUGGCGUGCAAAUGAGUGCCACAGCAGGUCUAAUACCUGGCUUGAGAGGCAGCCUGUUCCUUCCUGUGCCUGUUUGCGGUUCCUAAGUUAUUGUUCCUUUUGUAUGAGUAAAUGGCAGACCUUGUGCUGA
Molecule: messenger RNA, 1897 nt
Organism: Sphaerodactylus townsendi
Lineage: Eukaryota; Metazoa; Chordata; Lepidosauria; Squamata; Sphaerodactylidae
Gene: TAT
Product: tyrosine aminotransferase
Exons: 12
Coding region: 112-1479 (455 amino acids)
Biological process (GO): biosynthetic process; aromatic amino acid catabolic process
Molecular function (GO): pyridoxal phosphate binding; L-tyrosine:2-oxoglutarate transaminase activity
Source: RefSeq, a predicted model, not a curated record